Messenger RNA from Linum trigynum, 2203 nucleotides. Lineage: Eukaryota; Viridiplantae; Streptophyta; Magnoliopsida; Malpighiales; Linaceae. The record is from the annotation of a GenBank genome assembly.
ACACUGUAAUGCAGGAUUUCCAGAUUUUCCAUUAAAAAACGCCAUGUUUUUUUCCUUUUUCCGGGCCAUGUACAACCCUAUUGAUGAGUGCAUUAUGUUUGCCAGGCUACCGCUAUUCUCCACUUCCCAUUUUAACGCCGUCAAGUCACACACUCGCUCACACCGCCGUCAACUUCUGUAAGCUUUAGCUUCUCCAAUGCCCCCACCACCCAACUCGCUCCCAGCUAAAGUAAGAAGAGAAAAGGACUUUCAUUCUCUUUCCUUUUUUCUUUCAAAAUCGGUAACUCAGCUCUAACUCCUCGCAUUUCUGCAACCCAACAACUGCUGCUGCUGCUGCUUCUUGUUUCAGUUAAAUGCGAGGCUUCGUUUUGGAUUCCCGCCUCAUCCUCUCCGCUUGAGAUGAUGCUCUCCCACCUGUAGCUAUUCUGAGUGUCUCCUUUCUUGCUUUCCCGAUUAUGGCUAUCCGGGGAGUUGAUUUCAAGUGGUACGAUGGCUUCUUCUUGUCCAUGCUGGCGACGAGCGUAAUAAUUGUUGCCAUCAAUUGGAAGCGCUAUCAUUUCUGUACCCACCCUCUGCACAUAUGGAUUGUGGUUGAUUACACUACCGUGUUUGUGUUUCGGCUGUUGAUGUUCAUAGAUAAUGGACUUGCUGCUGGAAUGGUAUUGGAUUUUGGAUGGCAGCAGAGAUAUGCCCUUUAUUGUGGAAGAGUGGUGGUUAUUUCAAUCUUGUCGAUGAUGCUCUAUCCGUUUCUAUGGGCUUGGACUGUGAUUGGAACACUUUGGUUCACAAGCGCAAGAAAUUGUUUGCCAGAAGAAGGUCAGAAAUGGGGUUUCCUUAUUUGGUUGCUGUUCAGCUACUGUGGACUCGUAUGCAUUGCUUGCAUGUGUAUUGGAAAGUGGCUAACUAGAAGACAAGCACUGGUUGCACGGGCACAGAAUGGAGUUCCUGUUACAGAAUAUAGGGUUAUAGUCGACAUGAUCCAGGUUCCGGACUGGGCAUUUGAAGCUGCUGGUCAGGAAAUGCGUGGUAUGGGUCAAGAUAAUAAUACUGCAUACCACCCGGGACUUUAUUUAACUCCUACUCAGAGAGAAGCUGUCGAAGCUCUGAUUCAGGAGCUACUAAAGUUCAGGCUAAAGGUUGUUCCAACAGAUUGCAGUGAAUGUCCAAUCUGCCUAGAAGAGUUUCGUGUUGGGAAUGAGGUUCGUGGCUUGCCUUGUGCCCACAAUUUUCAUGUUGAGUGCAUAGACGAGUGGCUGCGGCUGAACGUGAAAUGUCCGAGGUGCAGGUGCUCGGUGUUUCCCAACCUCGACCUCAGUGCCUUGUCCAAUAUAGAGAGGUCUUCAACACCAACCACUGUAACUACUUCCACCCAUUACAUGAGGUCACAACCUGCAAGCGAAAGCUACCGAUUGAGGUUACAAGGCUUCCUUAGGCCGGUCCGUAGUGGUGAGGUCAGACCUCCAACUCCGCCAACUGAUGCAGCAAGCAAUAGUGCUGAAAGUGAUGUAGCUCUGGCAAUCGAGCAACCUGAAACGAGUGAACCAGAUGGUCAUGAUCAUGUGGGUCAGCUGAUCCAAGAUCAGCAGUAGAUAAUUGGUGUGUGAAUCUCUCGACUUCUCAACUUCUAACCAUCCCUGCUAGAGAACCAAAAUAUGGGUUUGUCCAUUAAAGAGUGAUGAUCAGCGUGGUCAAACCAAGUUCUUCCGUUUGUCAUUUGCAGCCCUGUUGUCUUGAUGCGGAACUUGCUUCAUUUUGUCUAUAAGAUCCCGUGAAGAGACGCUAGGAACUGUGUUGUGAUGUAAUGACUAAGUUCUCACUCAUCGCUAUAACUGUAAUGAUUCAAUGCAUGAUAGAUAGGAAUGGCAACAAAACCCGAACUCACGGGUACCCAUCCGACCUAACCCGGUCAACGCGGGUAAAAUCCGUGUUGACGGGUUUUGGGCUGGGUUUGGGUUUAAACCCAUUCACUAUUCACCUGGUUGGGUUUGGGUUUAGGUAAAUCUGACACAUGGGUAUCCGCCCACACCCAUAUAAUUAAUUUUCUCGGCAUAUUUCAUAUUCUAAACAACUAAUCUUAUUUAUGUUUGUGGAGACAUGCCUAAUUUUUUCUUUCUAGUUAUGUAGUAUGAAGUUGAUGUUAUCGAGUGGAGAGUGAAAAACUUAAUUGAAAGGAAGAAGCUUUCAAUUAAUCAUGUUAUUUAUG